AUGCCGCCUGGAAAUACUAAGCCGAGUCCACGGAUAGCGAUUAUCGGCGUUUGCCAGGUCGGCGCCGCUGCUGCCAACGCGCUCAUCCUCGGCUCCGUCGCGACCGAGCUGGUCCUAGUUGAUGUUAAAGUUGACCUGAGAGACAGCCAGGUCCGCGAUCUCUCCGAUGUGACCUACAGCCGCAACAGCGCUACGAGCGUGCGAGCCGGCACGCACCAAGAGGCAGGGCAGUGCGACAUUGUUGUCAUUACCGCAGGGUCAAAGUAUUCUUUAGGUCAACCUAGCAUCGACCACAUGUACCGGAACAUUGCGACUAUUCGGAGUGCAAUCAAAGCAAUGAAGCCAUUUAGAUCAGACACCAUCUUACUCGUCGUGGCGAACCCUGUCGAUCUUCUCACGUCCCUUGCUCAAGAGCUCUCCGGACUUCCGGCAUGUCAAGUUUUGGGCUCAGGCACCUUCCUGGACUCGGUGCGUCUUCGUGGGCUGUUGGCAGCCCAAGCUGGAGUCGCAGCCAAUUCAAUAGACCUCUACGUAUUAGGUGUGCAUGGCGAUUCUCAAGUUGUUGCAUGGUCGACUGCAACUAUUGCUGGUGUUCGAGUCGAGAAAUACCUCUUGCCUAGCAUUUUCAACCAUGCCGACCUUGAGAAUGAUUGCAAAUACAGAUCGCAGAGCGUUAUCCAGGUUAAAGGGGCGACACCCUUUGGAACCGGCGCUGUUGUGUCUAGCAUGUGUUCUUCUAUUCUCUUGGACAAGCGGAAUGUUCGUCCCGUUAGCCAUUUCCAAAAGGAGUUCGGUUGCUGUUUCAGCUUGCCUGUGGUCCUUGGGAGGAAAGAGAUCAUAAAGACCAUUCAGAUGCCGCUGAAUGGCGACGAGAAUGCUGAUAUAGCCAAGUCGGCGAUGACGCUGAAAGGCAUGAUUGAGCGGAUCAAAGAGGAUCAGCAGGCUUAA
This is a messenger RNA of Pseudogymnoascus verrucosus, 948 nucleotides long. RefSeq lists its product as uncharacterized. Gene Ontology annotation, molecular function: oxidoreductase activity, acting on the CH-OH group of donors, NAD or NADP as acceptor. The record is from RefSeq and is a predicted model, not a curated record. Bases 1 to 948 code for a protein of 315 amino acids. Lineage: Eukaryota; Fungi; Ascomycota; Leotiomycetes; Thelebolales; Thelebolaceae. The transcript is spliced from 3 exons. Gene Ontology annotation, biological process: carboxylic acid metabolic process.